This is a messenger RNA of Thyridium curvatum, 525 nucleotides long. RefSeq lists its product as uncharacterized. Bases 1 to 525 code for a protein of 174 amino acids. Lineage: Eukaryota; Fungi; Ascomycota; Sordariomycetes; Thyridiales; Thyridiaceae. The record is from RefSeq and is a predicted model, not a curated record. Gene Ontology annotation, biological process: mitochondrial electron transport, NADH to ubiquinone. The transcript is spliced from 4 exons.
AUGGCGAGCCGAAAGCCCGUCUUCAACCAGCAGGUUCUCUACGAUACCACCCCCCUGCCCGACUCGAUCCCCAAGGUCGAGGAGAUCGGCGCCAGCUCCGCUCCGCUCCUGUCCGCAUCGUUCUUCAUCGGCGCCCGCUGCCGCGACUACAACGAUGACUACAUGCAGUGCAAGACCGAGAACCCCGGCAAGGGCGAGUUCGACUGCUUGAAGGAGGGCCGGAGAGUCACCCGCUGCGCACGAAGCGUUCUCGACGACAUCAACAAGUCCUGCCUCGAGGAGUUCCGCAAGCACUGGCAGUGCCUCGACGACAACAACCAGCAGCUCUGGCAAUGCCGGCCUGCCGAGUGGAAGCUGAACAAGUGUGUCUUUGAGAAGAUUGGCCUCGAGAAGACCAUUCCGGAUACCCCCAAGGGCAAGACGCCCGUCCACCUGAGGAACAAGCAGAUUUACGCCCACUACCCCAUCCUGAGGGGAGACAAGCCCUUCGUACCCGAGAAGGCCGAGUCAGCGCCGUCAUCGUGA